Molecule: messenger RNA, 1114 nt
Organism: Brassica oleracea var. oleracea
Lineage: Eukaryota; Viridiplantae; Streptophyta; Magnoliopsida; Brassicales; Brassicaceae
Biological process (GO): chromosome condensation; negative regulation of DNA recombination
Cellular component (GO): nucleolus; nucleus
Molecular function (GO): double-stranded DNA binding; nucleosomal DNA binding
Source: RefSeq, a predicted model, not a curated record
UUAAGCGCCGAUUCUGCGAUAUCAGAGUUUAUAAAGUCAAAGUAUGAGAGCUUGCCGUUUGCUCACAAGAGUUUGCUUAGUCAUCAUUUGGCUAAGCUUGUGGAGAAAAAAGAGAUACUUUGUGAUUACAACAGCUACUGUUACACUCUUCCGGGAACUGAUGCUGAGAGGAUGCCGUUGAGAAUGAAUGAUCAGUGUGCGGCGGAUGAGGUUAUGAGCCUUCAAAAGGAGGAAGGGAAUAACGUUGAAACUUUGAAGUCUGGGAAUCAUGAGGUUGGUUUGGUAGAAGAACGGAGCUUGACUGAAAACAGAGCCAAACGUAAAGCAUGUGGUGGCAAUGACAUCAACUUCAUUGAAGUAAGUGACGCUGGAGGCAAAGCAUGUUUGAGUGUGACGACUGUUAAAAUUCGUAGUAAAGAGGGAGUGGCUAUAGAACUAGAAGUGGCUCUUGGAAAUGGUGGGAGUGAAGGUAGGAUUGAAGCAAACACUACAGGACAUGAGGUAGUUGUCGUAGAUGAGCAAAAUGAUGUGCUGAUGGAAGAGUCAUGUAAAGGAGAAGAAAACUUAAGGGAAAGAAACUCGAAACAAGGAGAACCAAAAGUGCACAGAACAUCUAACAUGGUGAAGGAAGCAUGCGAGGAAGUGAAGAGUGUAGCAUAUAAAAGACUUUGGGAAUGUCAAACCGAAGCAUUUAGCAAUAUCAUUGCUCUAGAGGAAAUGCUGAAGCAGUGCAGAGAGAAAGACCAGCAGAAGAAAGCUGUCUCAGAGAUUGAUGAUGUUUCGCGUUUGCCUCUGUCGAGGGAAAGCUGCGAAGAACUGAGGAAGCUUGCCCAAAAGAUAGAAAGCCAGCUCUCUGAGAUCAUCGGUUCCUAUGCUGAAGCCGUGGUUCCAUGUUAUGAAUCUCGAGGAUGUGAAACCGAAGGUAUAAGCAAAGAAGUCUUUCACGAGACUCCAAUGAAGACCUCCAAACAGCACGAACAGAAGGAAAGAGAGAUUGAUUCUCAAAUAAACCAACGGGCCAAGAAGAGGAGAGUCAGAAGACUUCAAGACAUAGGAGUACUGAGGAAAUCGCCUCGGUUACAAAAGCUAAUAUGAAUAUUCUGAAUCUUAAAAG